Linum tenue is the source of this 690-nucleotide messenger RNA. The record is from the annotation of a GenBank genome assembly. NCBI's taxonomy places the organism in Eukaryota, Viridiplantae, Streptophyta, Magnoliopsida, Malpighiales, Linaceae.
AUGCGUCGAGGAAUCAUCUCCAAGGGGUUCACCAAGCCGGUCAAUCUUUCGUUGUACGAGAACCAGCUGAGGGGUCAUCUGCCGGAGAAACUGGGCUCUAUUUUCGGAUUUGAUUUCAUCGACGUGUCCGAGAAUUACUUGACGGGUCCGAUUCCGUCCAAUAUGUGCAAGAAAGGGGUGACGAGAGGACUUCUGAUGCUCCAGAACAACUUCACCGGCGGAAUCCCAGUGAGUAAAUUACGCCAGUUGCACGACUCUGCUGAGAUUCAGGGUGAGCAAGAACUUGCUCUUCGGCGAGAUUUACACCAGGAUUUAGAGAUUGCCCAGCCUGAACAUUAUAGACAUCAAGGACAUUCAGUUCAGUUACAAGAUAGAAGCUAUAUAAACAUCGCCAGCAAUUCCCUCUCCGUCGAGAUUCCGUCCUCGUUGGGAUCUCUACCAUCUCUCAACGCUCUAAACAUCUCAGAUAACCAACUCUCCGGCAGAAUUCAAGGUACCAUGUCUUCGCUGAAACGCAACCUCCUCGAUCUUUCCAAUAACAAAUUAACCGGCGGCAUCCCUCUGUCCCUGUCGGUCGACGCUUACAACGGCAGCUUCGAUGGAAACCCAGAACUCUGCAGCGAAACGGUCUACGGGUUCAAACGUUGCCGUCGUGAAUCGGGAAUGAGUAAAGUGUCAGAACUCUGCUAA